Macrobrachium nipponense is the source of this 1407-nucleotide messenger RNA. RefSeq lists its product as uncharacterized. Gene Ontology annotation, cellular component: neuron projection membrane. Gene Ontology annotation, biological process: synapse organization. NCBI's taxonomy places the organism in Eukaryota, Metazoa, Arthropoda, Malacostraca, Decapoda, Palaemonidae. The record is from RefSeq and is a predicted model, not a curated record. Bases 547 to 1407 code for a protein of 286 amino acids. The transcript has 7 exons.
GAGACUUGAGCAAGACAGGGCAGGCCAGUCUGCUGUGAGCAUUGAGAGCGGUAGCACGUGUUUGUCGUAACUCGUCGAGCCGAUGACGACGUCUGAUCGACGCGGUUCCAUUUGAAGUUCUUGGCUAUUCUUAAAAGGGAAAAAUAAAAGUUUGUCGAAUAAACUCGAAUUGCCUUUAAAUGCAAAGCUGAAGAAGAAGGUUGAUACAGAGAGAUAUGUAUAUAUAGUUGAAUUUUUUACAAUAUAUACGUUCGCAGUUAACGUAUUCAGAAUAAUUUAAGUUUCUUUAUUUUUGGAAACGACUGUGGAAGUAGUAGUAACCGUGCAAUCGGGGAUUCGUGACUUGGAAAUAUAUCUCGCACUGGUGAGCGUUUUAUUAUGAUAAUAAUUGUCUCCGAUCGCAAAUGGAGCUUCGAGAAGUUAAUAAUACUACGAGUGCUUCGAAACUAGACGAGAGUCACGUCAAGAUAAUGAUGAGGUUAUCGAAUGAUACGCAAAUAUCGUUAUUUCUAUAAAAUAGGAGAGUGAAACUUUAACAAUUUACUCAUGAGGAUUUGGUGCGAAAAUUCACUUCUCUUCAUGAAAGCUGUUCUCGCCUUCCUACUGGCAUUACCGAUUGGCUCAGCGUCUGGCUGGAGCACGAAGGGCGGCCACGACCAGGCAGACGACGACUUCAGGAACUCCGACGACAUCCAGAGAUUCGCCAUCGAGAAUGGUCUGUGGACGCCAGACCCCCAGCUCCUGCUCGGGCCCUACGAGGAGGAGGCCCCUAGGAGCCUGACCAAGGCGCGGUUCAUCACAGCCAACAACACUGUUACCACAGUCCAAGUCGGUGCCCCGGCUGCCCUCAGAUGCCAGAUCAGCAAUGUUGCCAGUCACGAGACGGUGUCAUGGAUCCGACGUCGAGACCAUCACCUGAUCACCCUGGGGUACCAGACCUACACCAACGAUGACCGUUUCUACGUCUCGAAUUCUCUGCCUCUCCAGCUGCCCACUUUUGAAGGAAAGGUAAGACUGGAAGUAAGUAGACGCAGCGGAGUUCUUGUUCUUGUUUCUCGUUCUUCUUGUUCUGGUUUUUCUUGGUAUUGUUCUUUUUUUGUUCUUUGUGCUUCUGUUGGUGUCCGGAUUAUUUGUCAAGGUUUUAAUUUCGUUUCUCGUUCUUCUUGUUCUUGUUUUUCUUGGACUGCAUCAUUAGCUAGUAUUCUGGUGGUUAGUGAUGGAGAAACAGGAGACAAUUUCAGAGUUAGAGGGAACUUUAACUGGCCUCAGCUACACAUUCUUGAGAGAUUGCUAACUUAUGUUGCUCGUUCAACAUCUCGGCUACAAGAGCUAGCGAGGAUCUGGAACAAAGUGAUCUACAAGUGCCUCCAUGAUAAGUGGUUUCAUAUCCUACAAGUGCAGAAAUAG